Aedes albopictus (Asian tiger mosquito) is the source of this 5295-nucleotide messenger RNA. RefSeq lists its product as uncharacterized. NCBI's taxonomy places the organism in Eukaryota, Metazoa, Arthropoda, Insecta, Diptera, Culicidae. The record is from RefSeq and is a predicted model, not a curated record. Bases 1 to 5295 code for a protein of 1764 amino acids. Gene Ontology annotation, biological process: DNA integration. Gene Ontology annotation, molecular function: nucleic acid binding. The transcript has 2 exons.
AUGGCUCCGAAGGACGACAAAAUCCUUACGGACAAAUUGGUCCAGCGGCAGUCAUUAGUCGCCAUUCGAGACGCUGUUGAGAAGUUCGUCAGAGACUUCGAAGCAGUGCGGGACAGGUGUCAAGUGCAAGUGAGAAUCGAAACCCUAGACCGAGUGAAUGUUGCCUUUUCGGAUAUGCAAGAUACCAUCGAGCGGCUGGAUCCUGAGAAUCUGGAGGCACAUCUGACGGAAAGAGUGGAUUUCGAGCAUCGAUAUUGCGCAGCGAAGGGGUAUUUGCUGUCUAAACGCCCCACCGAUGCUGCCCCAGCACAGCUGAACUCGUCCUUCGUCGCACAACCAGCCCCCUUCCACCUUCGCUUACCGCAGAUCGACCUACCACGUUUCAAUGGCGAUUUUUCACGUUGGUUGUCGUUUCGUGACACAUUCUCGUCCAUGGUCCACUCCAAUGCGGACAUACCAACGGUCGCCAAACUGCAAUAUCUGUUGCAGUCACUCGAAGGGGAAGCGAAGAAACCCUUCGAAUCCGUCGAAAUCGAAGCCGACAAUUACGCUUGCACUUGGGACGCUUUGCUCAAGAGAUACGACAACCGUCGGUUCCUCAAGCGUCAACUGUUCCGGGCACUCUACGAUUUGCCAACAGUGAAGCAGGAAUCUGCUAAACGCCUCCACAGCCUGGUCGACGAUUUCCAGCGCCAUGUACGGGCCCUGGCCAAACUCAACGAACCCGUGGAGUAUUGGGAUACGCCGUUGGUGAAUAUUAUGUCGUACAAGCUGGACCAAUCCACCUUGCGAGCCUGGGAGGAGAAGACAAGUACGCAGGAUGAUGUCAAAUACGACGAGCUGGUGGAGUUCCUCUACCAACGUGUGCGAGUGCUGAAUUCCGUCGGCUACGAGCAUCAUCAGCAGCCGGCACCGCCGUCAAAGGUGGCCGGGACCACCCCGAAGUCCGCCAAAAUCAAAUUCGCAGCCAGCGCCGCUGCAUCCUCCAAUACAACGCCAACAUGUUUCCUGUCGUGCCCCGACAAUCACGUUCUACGCAACUGUUUCAUCUUCCUUGGGAAGGAUGUACGCCUUCGCCGAGAGCUCGUAACGCAGAAGCGGUUGUGCUGGAAUUGUUUGGGCAGCGGGCAUCAAUCAAAGAAGUGUUCGUCGAAGUUCGCUUGUCGCACGUGUCGUGAGAAACAUCACUCGUUACUGCACGAUCCUGCUCUAUCGAAGUCGCCGAGUUCCUCCGUGUCAUCAUCAACCUCUACUCAGCAACCGUCUCCUUCCACAAGCGUGGAAUCCCAGAGCUCCGCUCCUCCCCAAGUCAGCAUGGCAGCCCAAACUGCAUGCAACACGGUUUUGUUGGAAACGGUUGUCCUCAACGUGAUCGAUGACCACGGCAAUGAGCACCAGGCGAGGGCCUUGCUGGACUCGGCAUCCAUGUCCAACUUCAUUUCGAAGCCAUUAGCGAAGCUACUCUUCAACCCCCGGUCGAAGGUGGACAUAUCCAUAGCAGGUAUCGGUCUCUCCACGCAGAACGUGAAAAGUGCAAUUACCGCCACGAUCCAAUCGAGAACACAGGAGUUUUCGACGAAAUUGGAGUUUCUCAUCCUCAAGAAUCCUUCGGCACAGCUGCCGACCAUUCCGAUCAACAUUUCGUCGUGGAAUAUCCCGAAGGUUGCCCUAGCAGACCCCCAGUUCCACGUUCCAGGAAGGAUAGACCUUGUCAUCGGAAGUGAAGCCUUCUGGGAGCUCCAUAGUGGUCGGAAGAUUCCGUUAGGAGACGGACUUCCAUGGCUGACUGAAACGCCAUUCGGAUGGGCCGUCGCUGGGACCGCAUCAAGCCAAUACAACUGUAUCCCUCGGAUCUGUAACCUUUCUACGAAAGAUGAUCCCCUAGAAGCCACCCUCCAACGGUUCUGGGAAAUCGAGGACAUCUCCGACGGUCCUGCGCGGUCGGUGGAAGAGAACCGGUGUGAAGAGCACUACGCAGCAACUACGACUCGUGAUCCAUCAGGGAGGUACAUCGUCAGUCUUCCUCGAACCGACAAUCUAAUGGUUGUCCUAGGAAGCUCCAAGGAAAUCGCAGAUCGCCGUCUUCUGAGUGUCGAGCGGCGUCUCGAACGUGAUCCUGUUACCAAGGACGCGUACCACCGCUUCAUGGACGAAUACCUCCAGCUUGGACACAUGAAGAAGCUCGAAGAACCGGUAGAUGAUGGUCAACCUCAUUGCUACAUCCCACACCAUGCCGUCUUCAAAGAGUCUAGCACGACAACGAAGGUCAGGGUCGUUUUUGACGCUUCGUGCAAGACGUCGUCCGGAUAUUCGCUGAACGACACGCUAUUGGUCGGCCCAGUUGUACAGGAAGACCUGUAUUCAAUUAUUCUGCGUUUCCGCAUUCGCCGCAUUGCUCUCGUUGCCGACGUAGAGAAAAUGUAUCGGCAGAUGCUGCACUUCCCCGAGGAUCGCAGAUUUCUACGAAUUCGUUUCCGUGAGAGCCCCAGCGAUCCAAUAUCCACCUACGAAUGGGGCACGUUCGGUACAGUGACUUACGGUACUGCCUCUGCCCCGUAUCUCGCCACGAAAACUCUGCAGCAGAUAGCUCACGAUAAUGGACAUCUGUAUCCAGCUGCUGUAGACCCAGUGAUUCACGACUGCUACGUCGAUGACCUGCUGUCUGGAGCUGACGAUGUAGAAUCAGCCAUUCAAGUGCGGGAACAAGUGACGUCUAUGCUCAACACUUCUGGCUUCCCAAUCAAGAAGUGGGCAUCGAACGUUCCGGAAGUUCUCGCCGGUGUUCCAACGGAAGACCUGGCCCUACAACCACUGCACGAUCUCCAGGACGAGCAGGCCGUUUCCACUCUGGGUCUUGUGUGGGAACCGAGAACCGACACAUUACGGUUCAAGGUCCAACUGCCACCACCGGCUGCGGUACUGACAAAGCGGAAAGUGAUGUCAUACAUCGCCCAAAUCUUCGACCCACUCGGUCUCGUGGGUCCUACCAUCGUAGUUGCGAAACUCUUCAUGCAGCGUUUGUGGGCGCUGAAACACAACGGAGAAACUUGCGAAUGGGAUUCACCGCUUCCGAUCAAGCUUCAACAGGAAUGGAAGGAAUUUCACUCCACACUACACAUGCUAGGCGAGGUUCGAGUUCCACGAUUCGCAUCUCUUUCGAAUGUCAUCAACCUCCAGCUCCAUUUCUUCUCCGACGCCUCCAAGGGAGCGUAUGGCUCCUGCUGCUACGUACGAGCUGAAACAAGAGAUGGUGUGUCAGUGCAGCUGCUAACUGCGAAGUCAAAGGUAGCUCCACUAUCUAGCCGUCAUUCCAUCGCCCGGCUGGAACUAUGUGCAGCGCGACUGUCAACGCAGCUUUUCCAGAAAGUGUUGGCCUCCCUGAAGAUACCAGCUCCAGCUUACUUCUGGACGGACUCCACUACGGUUCUCCACUGGUUACGGUCACCACCUAGCCGUUGGAAGGCAUUCGUAGCCAAUCGAGUGUCACAAAUCCAGCAUGCAGUCGCCGUGAGUCGCUGGAAACAUGUUCCUGGCAUCGAAACCCCAGCAGACGAUAUCUCACGGGGAUUGAAUCCAAUCGACAUUCUACAGUGCAAGCGUUGGUGGAACGGUCCUGAUUGGUUGACACUCUCUCCGGCGAACUGGCCGAAUCUCCUUCCGGCCGAUGAAGACGCCGAAGCUUCCACCGAAGAGAUGCGGAAGGUCCCGGUAGUUUCGAUGGGCGUCGUACAAAGCGAUUUCCACGACGAGCUGUUCGCCCGUUUUUCCAGCUUCUCUAAGCUUCGUCGUGUCUCUGCGUUCUGUUUGCGAUAUCUUCGAUCUUUGCAAGAACGCGCCAUGUUACGCCGCACCUAUCCGGAAAAGUACAAUCAGCUCACCCUCAACGAUGGGGAAGUCGUUCCUCUUACCUCCGCAGAACUACAAACCGCGGAGGUGCACCUCUGUCGUCUCGCACAACGUCAGUCGUUCGCUGAAGAACUUUCGGAUCUGGCCAGCGGGGAAAGAGUCACCAAAUCGUCAGCGUUGAAACGGCUGAAACCGUUCGUCGAUCAGAACGGCCUUAUUCGUGUCGGUGGCCGGCUGCGCAACGCCGCCCUCUCCGACUUCGUCAAGCACCCCAUCGUGCUUUCUGCCAAACAUCCGCUGUCGACUCUGCUGGCUAGUUUCUUUCACUUAAAGCUACUGCACGCAGGCCCUCAACUCCUGCUAGCCACGCUGCGCCAGAAGUAUUGGAUUCUUGGCGGCAGAAACUUAACAAAAUCCGUCUUUCACCAUUGCCACACUUGCUUUCGUAGCAAGCCCACACUAGUCCAGCAGAGCACAGCGGAUCUACCGGCAUCCCGAGUCUCACCAACUCGACCCUUCUCCGUCUGCGGCGUCGACUAUUGUGGACCGUUUUUCAUCAAGCCAACCGUCCGCAAUCGUGCACCAACGAAGGCCUACGUAGCCGUCUUCGUCUGUUUUGCUACGAGGGCCGUUCACAUCGAACUGGUGAGCGACCUUACUACGGCUGCUUUUCUGGCAGCGCUUCGUCGUGUCGUCGCCCGCAGAGGAAGAAUCGCCGAGCUGCACUCGGACAAUGCGACGACGUUCAAGGGUGCGUCUCACGCACUCAAUCGCGUCUACCAGAUGCUGAAGGUGGACAAUACCGACCGAGACAGGAUCUUCAGUUGGUGCUCCGAGAAUGAGAUUCGGUGGAAAUUCAUCCCGCCGAGAGCGCCACACUUCGGAGGCCUGUGGGAGGCCGCCGUCAAGUCAGCGAAGAAGCACCUGCUCAAGAUUGUCGGCAACAGCAGCAUCGCCUACGAGCCGAUGGUAACUCUUUUGGCCCAGGUCGAGAUGUGCCUGAACUCCCGUCCGCUGACGCCGAUGCCGAGUGAGCCGUCGGAUCUGGAGGUCUUAACACCAGGACACUUUCUCGUCGGGUCUAACCUGCAAGCGGUACCCGAAGUUGACCUACGUGAAAUUCCCGACAACCGUCUGGAAUCGUACGAGCUUGUCCAGAAGCACCUGCAGAACAUCUGGGCUCGCUGGUACCCGGAAUAUCUUCAGCAGCUGCAGUCCCGAGCUACCAAGGGCUGCAAUCCUCCGGUCGCCGUUGAGGUCGAUCGUAUCGUCGUCAUCAAGGAGGACAACGUCCCUCCUGCCAGCUGGCCGCUCGGAAGGAUUAUCAAGCUACAUCCGGGCAAGGAUGGUGUCGUCCGAGUAGUGACACUACGGACUGCACCGGGAAAGGACAUCGUACGAGCGGUUGCGAAGAUUGCUCUACUGCCGUCACCGAAUCCAAGUCUUUAA